ACAUCAGGGGCGUUAUUACAGUCACCCAAUGACACGGUACCUGCAUUACCAGCCUCUAUUGCAAUGCAGUGGCGCCCCACACAUCCUUCGCCGGGCUAGUGUUGGCAAGCUCGGGAUAACGCUGAGAGGUCAUGUGAUUCCGGUUUUUCCUCCUCUUUUCCUCCUCCGAAGUUGAAAGGCAGGAGCAGAGCGGCGGAGGGGACCCAGCUCGCCUGAAACUGGCCGUGGAUGACGCGUUUUCGUCCCUUUCCCACCACAGUAUUGUUUGUUACUCGCUCGGUGUGAUAGUUGUACCCAGACCUUUGCCAUGGCGGGGGCUAUUAUUGAAAACAUGAGCACCAAAAAGUUGGUGAUAGUGGGAGUUAUUUUGCUUUUGUUUCAGGCAUUUUCUUUCAUGGUCGGCGGUUUAAUUGCACCAAGCCCCACAACAGCCAUCAACUACGUGGCCACCAAGUGUGUAGACACAGUCAAGCAAAGACAGGAACCAACAUGGUUCACGCCCUGGGGUCUUAACCCCUGCGACAAGAUCCAGACCUUUGAAGAGGCUAUGGCCAAGAAGAUUGGGGCCAACAAUAUUGUGUUUGCUGUCCACAUUCCUAUGCGCAACAUGGAAAUGAGCCCCUGGUUCCAGUUUAUGCUGGUCAUCCUGCAGUUCGACAUUGCCUUUAAGAUGCGCAACCAGAUAGAGGAUGGAGCGGUGGUCAGCAUUGAUGUGCGUCUGGCCUACAGAGACGAUGCAGUCAGUGAGUGGACAGAGAUGGCUCACUCUUUUGAACAGAGGAAACUCAGCUGCAACUUUACUUCUACCAAGGCCCUUGAGAAUGAGGGACGUUACUAUGACUGUGACUUACUACCCUUUAUGGAAGUUGGUAGCGUGGCCCAUAAGUACUAUCUUCUCAACAUUCGCCUGCCUAUCAUCGAACGCAAGAAGGUCAACGUGGGGAUCGGAGAAAUCAAGGACAUUCGUCUUGUUGGCAUCCACCAGAACGGUGGCUUCACCAAAGUUUGGUUUGCCAUGAAGACGUUCCUCACUCCCAGUAUCAUCAUCAUCAUGAUCUGGUACUGGAGACGCAUCACCCUCAUGAGCAGACCCCCUGUGCUGCUGGAGAAGGUAAUCUUAGCUCUGGGCAUUUCCAUGACAUUCAUCAACAUCCCUGUGGAGUGGUUUUCUAUCGGCUACAACUGGACCUGGAUGCUGCUUUUUGGAGACAUCAGGCAGGGCAUCUUCUACUCUAUGCUGCUCUCCUUCUGGAUCAUCUUUUGUGGGGAGCACCUCAUGGACCAGACAGAGAGGAACCGUUUCUCAGUCUACUGGAAGCAGGUCGGACCCAUUGUCUUUGGCUCCUUCUGCCUCUUUAUCUUUGACAUGUGUGAGAGAGGUAUCCAGCUGACAAACCCCUUCUUCAGCAUCUGGGCAACUGACAUUGGAACUGAGCUGGCUAUGGCGUUCAUAAUUGUGGCAGGGAUCUGUGCCUGUCUCUACUUCCUCUUCCUCUGCUUCAUGGUUUUUCAAGUCUUCCGCAAUAUCAGUGGAAAGAGGACGUCCCUGCCUGCCAUGUCUAAGGCCAGACGCCUGCACUAUGAGGGUCUGAUUUUCAGGUUCAAGUUCCUCAUGUUGGUCACUCUGACCUGUGCUGCCAUGACUGUCAUCUUCUUCAUCAUCAGUCAGGUUAAUGAGGGUCACUGGCAGUGGGGAGAGCACACCGUGGAGGUGAACAGCGCCUUCUUCACCGGCAUCUAUGGCAUGUGGAACUUGUAUGUCUUUGCCAUCAUGUUCCUCUACGCACCAUCUCACAAGCGCUACGGAGACGAGCAGUCAAGUGGUCAGUGCAUCACUGGAGAUACCGGAGCAAACAGUGGAGAGGACCUUCAGCUGACCACUACCAUCACCCACGUUGAUGGUCCCACUGAGAUCUACAAGUUGACUGGCAAAGAGGCCCAGGAGUAGAUUUCACACUGUUCUUGAGACUCCCCUCUUCUAGCUACUGCUCCACUGAUCCCCUCCCUUACAUGUGGUUAAAGGGACUUUCUGUUCACAUUCCCACAGCAUCAGCAGUUCAUUUUGCAUGUACCUACCACAGUCCCUGCUAUUUUCUCAGCAGCAAACCUUCAGCUGUAUGACUUGUGUCAUCCUGUUCCCUAAAGACAUGUUGUAUCUCUAAAGGCUGAAUAUUAUCAACACACUCCUAUCGGUCCUUUCCAUUUCUUGGUGGAUUUUUUUUUCUUACAUUUCAUACAUAAUAUAAACUAUGUUGUGUUUGUAAAGGUACCAAGUCGGGUACUGAAGAGCUGUGUUAUAAAGAUUAGUGUUAAGAAAACCAUUAUUUGUCAGUCAGGAGUUGUGUUCUGCAGCCCUUUUUUUCAGUGUGUUUACAGUGUUUGUAAAAACCAGGUUUUCUGACCGCAUUGGCCAGCAAAAGUUAUGGAUACAGUUUAGCCCCUUGGUUUGAUUUUCUGCAUCAUUACCUGGUAUAUUCUCAGUCAAAGCCUUUGGGAUGGUUAUAUUCUUCUGUAGAAAGUGGUGGUGGAGUUCUUGCUUUAUAUCACUGGGGGCAAUGUACAGACCACAUUUUCACUUGGGAAAUGCAUACUGUAUGUUCAUCAUGUUACAAUGUAGAUAUCUAUUUUUUAUAAAGUGCUUAUUUUCAACUUCACAAAAUAUGUGGAUCAAGCUUUAUCAGUUUUUGAAGCUGACUAUAGCCCAUUACAUAUUGUUCUUAGUGUUUUUAUGCUAAUUUAAAUAAAAACCUUUUAGCUAAUACCUCUAAGUAUUGUCAUACUAUUGGCUCUAAAUGAUUGAAAUGUGUA
This is a messenger RNA of Monopterus albus (swamp eel), 2808 nucleotides long. It is a transcript of the gene wls, whose product is annotated as Wnt ligand secretion mediator. Gene Ontology annotation, molecular function: Wnt-protein binding. Gene Ontology annotation, cellular component: endomembrane system; organelle membrane. Bases 308 to 1948 code for a protein of 546 amino acids. The record is from RefSeq and is a predicted model, not a curated record. Lineage: Eukaryota; Metazoa; Chordata; Actinopteri; Synbranchiformes; Synbranchidae. The transcript is spliced from 13 exons. Gene Ontology annotation, biological process: Wnt protein secretion; Wnt signaling pathway; intracellular protein transport.